This is a messenger RNA of Frankliniella occidentalis (western flower thrips), 776 nucleotides long. RefSeq names its product ADP-ribosylation factor-like protein 2-binding protein. NCBI's taxonomy places the organism in Eukaryota, Metazoa, Arthropoda, Insecta, Thysanoptera, Thripidae. The transcript is spliced from 6 exons. Gene Ontology annotation, biological process: positive regulation of tyrosine phosphorylation of STAT protein; maintenance of protein location in nucleus. Gene Ontology annotation, cellular component: mitochondrial intermembrane space. Bases 135 to 623 code for a protein of 162 amino acids. The record is from RefSeq and is a predicted model, not a curated record.
CCACUUCAAGAAGACCCUUGCUUUUAACCGAGUUUUCUUGCAAGGAAUUCUAAUACACCUAGAGAAUCAGUGAUUAGUCUUUUAGUCACGGAACUUCUGUCCUGGCAUAAUCAUACCCUUGUAAACAAAACACCAUGACAUCCCCGCAAAGAUACUCAAAAGGCUUAGAAAAUCUUUGCAUUGAAGAUGGUGACGUGGACCCUAUUAACAUUAUAAGUGGUCAAGAGAGCAAUAUGUUUGAUGAGGCAAUUGGACAUAUAGAGGACGUCUUGAUGGAUCCCAAAUUCCAAGAUUUGCAAAAAAGUUUCUUAGAGAAAUACUGGAAUGAAUUUGAGGAUAGUGAAGAAAACAAAUUAGUUUACAUGGAGAUCUUCAAGGAGUAUACUGAUGUUGUGGAGAAAUUUAUAGAAAACCAUUUAAUACUGAGUAUGAAAGACUUUUGUAUGGAAAGCUUUACCUCUCAGUUGCAAGAAAGGAAAGAUGAGCUUGAGGGAGAAGUGUUUGAAAUACUCUUCACUUUCACUGACUUUUUAGUGUUUAAAGAAAUGUUCCUUGAUUACAAAGCUGUGAAAGAAGGGCGCGUAGAAGAUCUUGGUUUAAAUAUUCAUGUUACAUCGGUGUAAAAUGUAGUUUCCAAGAUAUAAGCCAUAGAGUGGAUAAACUUUCCUUUUCAUAUCUCCUUGGGAUCUCCACCAAAAUCUAGUCCAUAAGAUACCAUGAAAACUUAAAUUAUUUUAAUGAUUGAAUAAGUACAAUAAAGGCAGAUUGCAAGAUGA